AUGAUCACCAUGGAGUUCUUCACGGUGGGUUUGAACACUCUGUUCAAAGCAGCAAGCUUGAAUGGACUAAGCUACUAUGUCUUUGUUGCCUACACUUCCAUCAUAGCAGCUCUAUUGUUCCUCCCUUUUCAUCUAGUCUUCCACAGAACCAUACCACUUCCCCAGCAAAAGAGACCUCUUUUUGUGAGGAUUCUUCUUCUUGGUCUCAUUGGCUUUGUGGGUCUCGUGAUUGUAUAUAAAGGAAUAGGAUUCAGCUCCCCAACUCUAGCAGCAGCCAUUGGAACCCUGAACCCUGCUUUUACAUUCAUACUUGCUGUCAUGUUCAGGAUGGAAAGGUUGUCACUGAGAAGAUCAAGCUCUCAGGCCAAGAUAAUUGGCACAGUAUCUUCCAUAUCAGGAGCAAUAGCUGUGGUGCUUUUCAAAGGUCCAACAAUUUUGUCCACUUUUUCAUCACCUGAAGAACUUGUAGUAGCAGAUGGCACUUCUCCCUCAAAUUACUGGCUUCUUGGUGGACUCUUGAUUGCUACUGCGCAUCUCCUUUUCUCUCUUGGCUAUAUUGUUCAGGCUCAAGUGUUGAAGAUGUAUCCAGCAGAGUUUUCAGUAGCAUUGUAUAUUACAAUGUGCACCAGUGCAAUAUCACUAGCUGCAUCUUUUGUGGGAGAGACAGAUGUUGAUGCAUGGAUGUUAACCAAGCCUGAUAUAAAAUUGGCUGCUGUUCUAUAUGGGGGGUUUUUUGGAGGGUUUUUGAACACAAUCGUUCAUACAUGGUGCCUGCACUUGGAAGGCCCAGUUUUUGUGGCCAUCUUCAAGCCACUGUCAAUCGCGAUCGCGGCGGCCAUGGGGGUGGUGUUCCUUGGAGACGAUCUCCAUCUUGGAAGUGUUGCUGGGGCAAUGGUGAUAUCUGCUGGGUUUUAUGGAGUGAUAUGGGGAAAGGCUAGAGAAGGAAAAGAAGAAAUGGAACUUGCUGCUGUUGAAGAUUGUGGGUCUCCUUAUCACUUGAGAACCUCAUCGACUAACAGUAACUCGCUUCCUUUCUUGGUGAACCAUACAUGA
Molecule: messenger RNA, 1053 nt
Organism: Linum tenue
Lineage: Eukaryota; Viridiplantae; Streptophyta; Magnoliopsida; Malpighiales; Linaceae
Source: the annotation of a GenBank genome assembly